CCUUUUCAAGACACAAACUGAUUUUAACGUGAAACGUCACAGACGCUCUGGGGAAAAGACGGAACGUGAAGCUACGCGACGGACCACGCGUCAUAUCCGGUCCACCAGAUAUCAACAGUCAACAUGGCCGCCGUGGGUCUCUGCGCUGCAGCAGGAUUUGGACAUUGGCUCAGGUCGCUGAGACGGGUCGGAGCCGCCCUCAGGGGAAUAAACGGCGGCACCUGCUACUAUAUGACGUCGAUGGCGAGACUCCCGGCCUGGAGAGCAGUAAGAGGAAAUGACGUCAGAAGACUCCAGAGCACGGCGAUAGGACGAACGGGAAAGGAAGGAGCGGCGGUGCUGUGGACCGCAGCAGCGUUUUCUCUCUUCAGGUCCAAAGGUGAUGAGGAAGAUGAAGCAGAAAAAAAAGAAGAAGAACUGAUCCUGCUGCUGAAGAGGGCAAAGCUUCACAUCCAGGGUGAAAACUUCGACGCGGCGUCAGAGUUUCUUCAUCGGGCCGCGGCUCUGGCCCAUCAGACCAACAACCACCAGGCCGUCGUCUACACCUACAUCCAGAUGGCCAACCUGGCCUUUCUGCAGGGCCAACUGGAGCAGGCAGAGAAGCUGUUUAAAGCUGCCAUGAGCUUCCUGUUGGCGGGAGGAGCGCCUCUGGAUCAUAACGCUGUGGUGGAGAUGUCUCUGAAACUGUCCUGUAUGUACGCUGAACAGAACAGGGCGGAGCUUGCUGAGCACGGUUUCAGGUUCUGCAUGGAGUCUCUGGAGGCCAAACUGCAGAAGGAGGCGGCGCUAAAAGAAGAGGAGCGAACAGAUGAACAGGAAGUUGAAAGGAAAAACACCCGCCUCCUCCUGGGAUUAUGUCUGGACUCACGCGCCCGGUAUCGAACGUCGUCCCUGCGUCUGCAGGAGGCCUCGGAGGACUACCAGAGGGCGCUAGAGAUCUGCAGCCAGGAGCAGGGACCGACGCACCCGCAGACCCUGGUCCUGAUGAAUGACCUGGCCACAGUCUUGGAUCUGCGAGGUCUCCACGACGAGGCCCUGGUUCUGGUCCAGCAGGCGGUGGAGCUGAGUCGAUCAAGUGGACAUCCAGACCUGCACAGACUUUUGGGAAACAUGGCAGGGGUCCUGCUGCACAAAGGUCGUCUGGACCAGGCGCUCCGUCUCUAUCAGGAGGCUCUGAGUCUGUCUCAUCAGGUCCAAGACCAGGAGACCGUGGACCAGAUCCUGGACGGUCUGGAGGAGGUGAAGAGGAGGAGAAGGCUGCAGGAGACCAAGGACAAGACCAACAAGGACUGACAGUCUGUGGACUGUGUCCUCACCGUCUCCACUGUCUGUGCGCACACACAGUGGCGCCUCCUAGUGUUUCCCACGCUGCUGCAUUAACUGGUGUUUACUGUGGAUUUACAGAAGAAAAACUCUGUGUGAGAGGAAACAAAGAGGAGUCACAUGAUCUCUCUCUCUCUCUCUCUCUCUCUCACACACACACACACACACACACCUUCCUGAUGAUGAUUUUCUGUAUUAUGUUCAAUCGUGGAUGAAUAAAGUUGGUCUGUUGAUCUA
Cynoglossus semilaevis (tongue sole) is the source of this 1560-nucleotide messenger RNA. RefSeq names its product tetratricopeptide repeat domain 19 (gene ttc19). Gene Ontology annotation, molecular function: protein binding. Bases 124 to 1293 code for a protein of 389 amino acids. The record is from RefSeq and is a predicted model, not a curated record. Gene Ontology annotation, biological process: mitochondrial respiratory chain complex III assembly. Gene Ontology annotation, cellular component: mitochondrial inner membrane. The transcript has 11 exons. NCBI's taxonomy places the organism in Eukaryota, Metazoa, Chordata, Actinopteri, Pleuronectiformes, Cynoglossidae.